AUGGAGAUUGGAAAUCGAUUGUGGAUUUCAACACCUCAAUCUACCAACAACAACAAUAAUAAUAGCAGUAAUAAUAGUAAUAAUAAUAGUAGCAAUAUAAAUUGUAUUAGUGCAAUUGGUACACUACAAUCAAUCAACGGUAAUACAGUCAUAGUUAAAGAUUUGAUUAGUACUUGUAGUAGAUUCAAUCAUCAUUUAAAUAGUAUCAACAGUGACAAUAGUAGUAAUGGUAGUACGAUAGAGAUAAAUAAACAAUAUGUACACCCAUUUAAUAGUUUAGAUGAUUGUGAUUAUAGUGAUCUUGUUGGUAUAGAAGAUCUAACUGAAUAUAGUCUCAUUCAUCAUCUCGGUAAGAGAUAUAUAAAAGAUUCUAUCUAUACAUGGAUAGGUAAUAUUCUAGUAUCUAUCAAUCCAUUUAAAGAUAUUUCAUCAAAUAAUGUCAAUCUAUCUACCUAUGAACAACAACAACAACAACAAAAUGCAAGUGGUGAUAGCACCAAUUCAUCACCUAUACCUCAUGUCUAUUCAGUAGCAUCAAAAGCAUAUAAUCAACUAAUGAAUGAAUCUACCAAUCAAUCGAUUGUUAUUAGUGGUGAAUCUGGUAGUGGAAAGACUGAAUGCUCAAAAUCAAUCAUUCAAUAUCUUGUAGCUAAAAGUAGUUCAAAACAACAACAACAACAACAACAACAACAACAUCACAGUAAUAAUAAUAAUCAAAAUAAUAAUAAUAAUAAUAAUAAUAAUAAUAAUAAUAAUAAUAAUAAUAAUAAUAAUAAUAAUAAUAAUAAGAUUGAAAAAGAUUUAAUAACAUCAUCACCAUUAUUGGAAGCAUUUGGUAAUUCACAAACACCAAGAAACCAAAAUAGUAGUAGAUUUGGUAAAUUUAUAAAGAUUGAAAUCGAUUCGACAAGUGGUAUCAUAAGAGGUGCACAGAUAGAGACAUAUCUACUCGAAAAGAGUCGUAUUUCACAUCGUCCAGAUAAUAUUAAUCUAAACUAUCAUAUCUUUUAUUCAAUGGUCUAUGGAGCUUCAAAAGAUGAUCUAUCUAAAUGGUUUAUGAAUUCUACCAAUUCAAAUGCUAAAUCUUUUAGAUAUUUAAAUGCUCGUGAUGAUUUAAUAUCUAUUGUUGAAUCUAAUUAUUCAAACAAAAAUAGUAAUCAUAGUAAUAGUAAUAAUAAUAAUCAUUACAAUAACAAAACAGAAUCAAUUCAUAAUUUUCAAAAUCUUAAACAAUUAAUGUUGGCUAUAGAUAUGAAUGUAAAUGAUUUGGAUGCUAUAUUUAAAUCUUUGGCUGCUAUUCUUCAUAUUGGUAAUAUAGAGUUUGAAGAGGACUCUGAUUCAAAAUAUGCAUAUGUUUGUGAUAAAAGUACAGCAUCACUAGAAUCGGCUGCUCAAUUGCUAGGUGUCAUACCUUCCAUGUUUAGUGUUGCUCUUUUAAAUCGUAAACUAAAAGCAUCUGGUAGAGGUUCUGUUUAUGCUCGACCAAAUGAUAUUGCUCAAGCAGAGGAAAGUCGUGAUUCCUUAUCAAAAAGUUUAUAUGCUCGUAUCUUUAAAUAUCUUGUAGAUUCUAUAAAUAGAAAAUUUAAUCAAAAUAAUCAACAGAAUAAUAAUAACAAAAAGACAACAAAGUUUAUUGGUAUUUUGGAUAUUUUUGGAUUUGAAAAUCUAUCAAAUAAUAGUUUGGAACAAUUGUUGAUCAAUUUUACAAAUGAAAAGUUACAAAAUCAAUUCAAUCAGGCUGUAUUUCAUGAAGAACAAAAGGAAUACAUUUCAGAGGGAAUACAAUGGAGUAAUAGUUCCUUUAUUGAUAACAAGGAUUGUAUAGAUUGUAUAGAACGAAAAGGUGAUGGAAUAUUAUCAAUGUUGGACGAUGAAUCAAUCAUGCCAAAGGGUUCAGAACAAUCCUAUCUCGAAAAAUGUAACCAAAAAUAUAAAACUUCUCCAUCCCCGUCUACACCAUCUCCAUAUCAAAGAACGCUUGGAAAGUUGACAUUUGGUAUUAAACAUUUUGCAGGUGAUGUGGUUUAUCAUGUUGAUGGAUGGUUGGAAAAGAAUAGAGAUUCUCUAUAUAGCGAUAUAGAGGAUUUAAUGUUACAAGGUAACAAGUUUAUUAAAUCUUUAUAUAGUCAACAACAAAUAACAUCAACAACAACAACCACUACUAGGACAUCAGUUAAUGGUAACCCAUCAAUCAUGACAGGUAGAUCAUCUCCAUUACCAUCUUCACCAACAUCAACACCAAAAAGACAGACAGGAGGUAAUACAGUGUCUAGUCAAUUUUUAGGACAACUAUCACAACUUGUCCAAACACUCAAUUCAACGACACUUCACUAUAUACGAUGUAUAAAACCAAACCAACAAUUAGAAAACAAAUACGAUACUGUAGAGGUACUAUCUCAAUUACAAAGUGUAGGAUUAAUGAGCACCAUUCAGGUAAGAAAGAAUGGUUAUUCCUAUAGAAGAGAUAUAAACACAUUUUUCAAUAGAUUCAAAGUGUUGGUCGAUAUGUAUAAUAGGAAAAAUAAUAAUAACCCAAAAUUGGCAAGUCAAGAAAUAUUACAAAAUAUUCAAUCUAAAUUAAAAACCAUGGGUAUAUCAAACAACAAAAAAAAGAAUAACAGUAACAGUAACAGUAACAGUAAUAAUGAUAAACUUUUAUGCGCAAUUGGUAAAACCAAAAAUGAAAGAAAUUUGGUGGUGAAAAAGACGGUUCAAGUUAUAGAGAGAUAUAGAUUGGCAAAAAAACAACGUCAACUAUUUUUGGAAUCAAAGAAAAGAUAUCUCAUAUUACAAUGCGCAAUUAGAUCUACUUUGGCUAGAAGAAAUCUUGGUCUACUCGAUACGGAAAUGAAAAAGAAACAAAAAUUAGAGCAAGAACAAAAGUUGGAAGCCGAGAGAAAAUUACAAGAGGAAAAUAGGAAAAAACAACAAUUAUUGUUGGAAGAGGAAAAGAAAAGAAAAGAAAAGGAAAAACAAUUGGAAAAGGAAAGGGAGAAAGAAAAGGAAAGGGAAAAACAAAAGGAAAAGGAAAGAGAAAAGGAAAGACAAAAGGAAUUGUUAAAAGAAAAAGAAAUUCAAGAUAAACAAUUAUUAAUUAAAAAACAACAAGAGAAACAACAACAACAACAAGAAAAACAACAACAAUCACUACAAGGUAAACAAUUGGAAAUUAAAUCAGAGAGCAACAUUGAAGAACAACAACAACAACAACCAACUACUAUUUUUGAAAAGUGGAGAAGAAGAGAAGUUCAAGAUCAUCCAAACACUACUAAUACGAUCUACAACUAUAACAGUAGUUUUGACAGUAUCAAUGAGACAUUGUCAUCACCUGCCUCUUCCCCACCCUCCUCUUUAUCGUCUACAUCUUCUUCUUUGCCUCAAUCUUCACCACCAGAAAUUCCAAUCAAUGGUAGUAGUACAGGACAAAGGAUCUCUUCAACCAACAAAUCCAUUUCAUUUGAUCAUGGAAAGAAUCCAGCCACUCCAAAUGCUCGUCGAUCUAGACUUCUUGUUAAAUCACCGUCGGCAGGAGAGAAUGACCUUGUUCCAUCCAUGUCACCAUCUUCACCUCAUUUAGUACCAUCAAUGACACCACAACAAUUUAGAUCAAAGAUUAUUGUUGAAAUCAUGGAAACUGAAAGAGAUUAUUGUCGUGAUUUACAAAUGAUGAUUGAAGUAUUCCUUGUACCAAUAAGAGAAAGAUCUCUAUUAAAUGCAAAGGAUAUUCAAACACUAUUUGGUAAUGUUGAGAUUCUUUCAAAUAUUAAUCAAACAAUGUUGGAAGAAUUGGAAAAGAAACCAACUUCAACAACAUCAACAACAACAAAUAACAAUAAUGAUAUUUCCAAUUCAUCAUCAAUUGUAGAUGAAUCAUCUUCCAAUAAUGUUGGUCAAGCAUUUUUAAAGAUGAGUCAUUAUUUAAAAAUGUAUACAUUUUAUUGUUCAAAUCAACAACAAGCAUUAAAAUUAUUAGAAGAUGAAACGGUUAGGAAUCAAGGGUUUAGAAUAUUUUUAGAGGAUAGAAUGACAGAUGUCAGGUGUCGUGGUCUACCUCUACUAUCAUUCUUGAUCAAACCAGUACAAAGAAUAUGUAAAUAUCCACUCUUGUUGAAAGAGAUUUUAAAGUAUACACCAGAGGGUCAUCAAGAGAGAGAAGCUCUGGUAGAGGCUGAUAAAAAGAUUCAAGACGUUGUAUCUUCCAUCAAUGAAGGAAAAAGAGAUGUUGAAAUGUUUCAAAAGAUAUUUGAAAUUCAAUCGUCUAUUGAAAAUAUCGAAUCAAUCGGUGAAAUUGUCAUGCCCGGUCGAGUAUUACUACAACAAGCACAGGUAACUGGUGUACGUGAACUUACAAACCCAGAUGACACACUUCAAAGAACCAUCUUUUUAUUUAAUGAUCUCAUUUUAAUACUCGGGCCCACCUCUGCUAGGUCAAUGGUCAACAAUCUAAUCACUAGCAAUAACUAUACGAGUGGUAAUAGAACAAGAUUUAUUUAUCGUGCCAAAGCUUCUAUUCAAAUUUCAUCUGCUCGUAUCAUGUUUGUUUCAGAUAGUGAUUCUGUAAAAUAUGCAAUUGAAUUAUCAAAUACCAAUUCAAAGAAUCAUGAAUCAUUUAUUCUAUGUUUCCAAAAUGAUCAACAAAGAUCAACAUGGUUGAAACAAAUUAAAUCAAUGAUUCAAGAAUAUAAAUUUAAUCAACUAUCAUCUCCUUCUUUGCUGUCCGUUGGUGGAGGUGGCGGUAGUAGUAGCAGUGGUGGUGGUGCAGGUUCAGUAGGUAGUGGUAGUGGCGGUGGUGGUGUUCAGUCUAGAUUCUUUAUUGGAUCAUCACCGAGCAGGAUUAAUCUACUACUAAGAGAUCGAUCAUGGAAAAAUUCAAGUACUGGUUCCUUACCAAAUCAUCCUCCUAAUCCAAACACUCCUCCUCCUCCUUCUAAUAAUAAUAAAUAA
Cavenderia fasciculata is the source of this 4944-nucleotide messenger RNA. It is a transcript of the gene myoM, whose product is annotated as calmodulin-binding protein. The transcript has 6 exons. Gene Ontology annotation, biological process: actin filament organization; vesicle transport along actin filament; intracellular signal transduction. Bases 1 to 4944 code for a protein of 1647 amino acids. The record is from RefSeq and is a predicted model, not a curated record. Gene Ontology annotation, molecular function: guanyl-nucleotide exchange factor activity; ATP binding; actin filament binding. Gene Ontology annotation, cellular component: vesicle; cytoplasm; actin cytoskeleton. Lineage: Eukaryota; Evosea; Eumycetozoa; Acytosteliales; Cavenderiaceae.